Molecule: messenger RNA, 1422 nt
Organism: Oreochromis aureus
Lineage: Eukaryota; Metazoa; Chordata; Actinopteri; Cichliformes; Cichlidae
Product: myeloid-associated differentiation marker-like protein 2
Exons: 3
Coding region: 168-1100 (310 amino acids)
Cellular component (GO): membrane
Source: RefSeq, a predicted model, not a curated record
AAAGAAACAAAGGCUGCUUCAUGAGGCCAGAGAGAUUUCAUGAAGUGGAUGGAUUCAAUCAGAUAACCUGAGAUCAUAAAAGACUCCUCAUCAUCCUAAAUUGUGCCAAUUCUGUGGCCCUAAAGAAGUUCUGUCUUGAAUAUUUCCUGUACACUUCCUGGACAGUCAUGGAUUCCCACAGUGGUCCCUACCUCAACCAUAAGGCUCUCUGCUCACCUCUGGGUGCAGCCCGGUUAUGUCAGUUAGCUUUGGGCUGUGCUGUGAUCGCGAUGGUGACCCACACUGCCGGCUACAGCGGCUCACACGGCGUGUUCUGCAUGGCGGCGUGGUGUUUUUGCUUCGCCAUGUCAGUGUUGGUGUUCUUCCUGGAUGCAACCCGUCUCUACAGCUACCUGCCCGUAUCCUGGGACAACCUCACAGUCACGUGUGCUGCCUUUGCAACGCUCAUGUAUGUGACGGCCUCUGUCGUUUACCCUCUGUUCUUUGUGCAAUCCGAGUGCCCUUACGCUGGCUGUGAUGUCAGAAAUUUCCGCAUUGCCGUCACCGUCUGCUCCAUCCUUGGGACUCUGGCCUACGGGGCGGAAGUGGCCUUGUGCCGAGCAAGACCAGGCCAGAUUGUGACGGGUUAUAUGGCCACAGUGUCCGGCCUUCUCAAAGUUGUUCAGGGCUUUAUAGCCUGCAUCAUCUUUGGUGCACUGGCCAACCGGAGUCAGUAUUCCCAGUAUGCAGGCACAAUCUACUGCGUUGUUGUCUACGCUUUCUGUUUUGCCCUCACAGCACUGGUGAUCAUAAUGACUGUGUGCAAGCGGACCAAGGCUGUGUGCUGCAUGCCCUUUGACCGCUUCGUGGUAGUGUGCACCCUCCUCGAAGUACUGCUCUACCUGAGUGCAUCAGUGGUGUGGCCAGUGUUCUGCUUUGACACAAAAUACGGCUCCCCAUGGAGACCGUCGUCCUGUCCACAGGGGAAGUGUCCGUGGGACAGCAAGGUUGUGGUGGCCGUGUUUUCCUUCAUCAACUUUGGACUGUAUUUGGCCGACCUGAUCUAUUCCCAGAGGAUACGAUUCGUCUCCUCACAUAGGCCCAGUAACUCGCGGGCCUAGCAGUCCUUAUUUGGCAUUGGUUUAGCAGGUUUAAGUUAUUUAUUUGCCUCACAGUUUAGGAUUUUUGAUAUUUAAAACCAUAGAAAAGGUAAAUUUGUAAUGCACAAGUUUCCAAACCCAGGUGCUGCACUUACUCUGCUGCUGAGACGUCAUGAAUUUGAACUGAAAGCACUCUUGUGGAAUUUCACUGCCACACCCUAACAUGGCAAAACUGACCCCUUCUUUCCUAGGAGCCAGCCUUACCCAGGCAGUCUGGACCCAGUGGUAUGUCCUGCCAAAUCCUCAUAAUACAAGAUACUCCCACUAUUCUUGACCUGUGGCA